Triticum aestivum (bread wheat) is the source of this 870-nucleotide messenger RNA. RefSeq names its product protein DMP2-like. The record is from RefSeq and is a predicted model, not a curated record. The coding region runs from base 33 to 674 and encodes 213 amino acids. NCBI's taxonomy places the organism in Eukaryota, Viridiplantae, Streptophyta, Magnoliopsida, Poales, Poaceae. Gene Ontology annotation, biological process: endomembrane system organization. The transcript has a single exon.
UCUCCUCGUCGAAUCAGCCGGCCGGCGGCUCCAUGGAUUCCGGUGCGAUACACGUCCAGAUGCCCGUGGCCGGCGAAGAAUGCCCGGCGCAGGAAGCGAAGCCAGUCAAGGGCAAGUCGCCGGUGGACAAGACGCUGUCGGGCGCGUCGGACCUGCUGAAGCUGCUGCCGACGGGCACGGUGCUGGCGUUCCAGGCGCUGGCGCCGUCCUUCACCAACCACGGCGUCUGCCACACGGCCAACCGGUACCUGGUGCUGGCGCUCAUCGGCGCCUGCGCGCUCUCCUGCGUGCUCCUCUCCUUCACGGACAGCCUCGUCGGCCGCGACGGCAAGCUCUACUACGGCAUCGCCACGUUCCGGUCCUUCUACCCGUUCAACUUCGCCGGCGCGGCCGCCGAGCGGGACGCCAUGUUCAGCGACCUGGGCCGGUUCAGGCUCACCGGGCUGGACUUCGUGCACGCCGUCUUCUCCGCGGUCGUGUUCCUGGCCGUGGCCUUCUCCGACGCCGGCAUACAGAGCUGCCUGUUCCCGGACGCCGGCGCGGACGUGAGGGAGCUGCUGGUGAACCUGCCGCUCGGGGCGGGGUUCCUGUCCAGCGUGGUGUUCAUGAUCUUCCCCACCACCAGGAAGAGCGUCGGCUAUACGGACAUGACGCCCCACUCCCACUCGCACUGAGGUGAAGCUCGUACCAACAUACUUACAUACGUAUCUCCAUUGGAAACAUAUGAAAAGUUGAAAACCACGAAUGCAAAGACGCAUGUUAUGCAUGUAUCUCCAUCACUAGCUAGCUAGCAUCAUGAGAGAGUGAAAAGGAUAGCACAUCUACAUGGCAACAGACGCUUGUACGAUAGAAACAUGUAUGAGACGUAAA